This is a messenger RNA of Girardinichthys multiradiatus, 1462 nucleotides long. It is a transcript of the gene gfral, whose product is annotated as GDNF family receptor alpha like. The transcript is spliced from 10 exons. Gene Ontology annotation, cellular component: external side of plasma membrane; signaling receptor complex. The record is from RefSeq and is a predicted model, not a curated record. Lineage: Eukaryota; Metazoa; Chordata; Actinopteri; Cyprinodontiformes; Goodeidae. Bases 1 to 1410 code for a protein of 469 amino acids. Gene Ontology annotation, molecular function: signaling receptor activity. Gene Ontology annotation, biological process: nervous system development.
AUGACUCUUAAUAGUGCAGAACUGUGUAAAGAAAUUCAACAUGUUGCACCUUUGGGUCUGUUUUUGGGUGACAAGCAGAGGGUUCAGGCUAUAAUAAAUGUGUUACAUCCUGUUGACUCUGUGGGUGGUGAAUCACUGCUUAAGCUGCGACUCCGCAGAGAGGGAUGGAUCAGGUGCAGGGAAGUAUCAGUCAUCCUAACAGCAGUCAACAUGCAGCUGAUACGUCUGGAGGCUGCAGUCGUUCUUGGAAUUGUUUUACUUCAGAUACCCAGCAUCAGCAUCUCUUCUCCAGCUUCUGGAUUUCUGGCUUCGGUGGAGACCUGCAUGUCAGACUUAUGCAGCUGUGAGCGGGCUUUUGUCACCGGCAACUGUGAAGAUGACAGGUGCCAAAUAAAGGGCUCAGAGGGCUGUAACUUGACCAUCCAGACAGCACUGGACCUAUUUCCAUCAAUGCAAGGGUGUGUGUGUACAUGGGAGGAGGAGCUUUGUGACUCCAUUCAAGCACUGGCCACACAAUGCCUCCAAAAGCCAGGAAUUCAGCAGAGGAGAAUCACACGGACCGACUGGAAAUCAAGUAAUUUAGGAGACAUUGAUAUGCUUCUUGCAGUGUAUGAUGGUUCUGAAUCCUGUGUGGACCGAAUUGGUCAUUGUGUGAGCGAGUCUGUUUGCAACAGGCACCUCAUACCUGUUCUUCAAGCAUGCAUGGCUGAUCACUGUGACAGCGAAAGGUGUCGGGGGGAAAUUCAACAGUUCUAUGGAGGCAUGCCCCAACAGUCUGCCGAAAUGCUGGUGAUGUGCAAGUGUGAUAGUUCAGAUCAAAGCUGCCUGCUCAUGAAAUCCAGUCUGCAGAGUGGCGCAUGUGGAGUGGAGACAAGGAUCUGCCAAGAAAGGCUCACUCAGUGUGUUCAGGACAGUAACUGCAGAUACCUCUUAAAAACUCUUCAAGUCAAAUGUUGGAACCAUGAAGAAACACUGUGCAGUGAACGAAAUCUACAAGAAAAUGAAUGCUUCACACUGAAGGAUCCAGCUCUUAUCCUUGGUGCAAAUUCUGACUGUAAAAAGGCAUUUUUGGCUACUCUGGGCACAGUUCUUCAUCAUCCUUGCACAUGCAAAGGAGUCCACCGUGAUCAUCUACAGAUGUGCAACAUGAUUCUUGAAGUAUUUCAUAACAGACUUCACUUCAUAAGAUUGACGGAAAGCACCGGUGGCCCUUCGAAACCACCUGAAGUCAAUAAAUCUGAGCAGGUUCAUAUGAGGUCAUAUGGUUACCUCUUGUAUGUUUUUUUAGCAUUUUGUCUUGCUGGAGUGGUCAUACUAUUGCCUCUGGUUUUUCUCCGUAAGAUGUGGUUGAAAAGGAGAAAUCAAACAAAACUUAACAACGGCAAGAAGGCAAAUCAUGACGUUUUAUAAUGAAAUAUACACAUCAUGUUUUUUUUCUGUUUAGCUUGAAAUUUUAUGUGGU